GACCCAGUCAGUUGCUGUUGGACUUUCGCGAGGAGCAAACGUGCCGUUGCUACCGUUUUCCCAAUCGAGCUACCGCAACCGCGAAGAAAGUACAUAAAAUCGUCUAUCCAUCGGUUAUAGCAGCUUUUCGCGUGGUUCCGGGGAGGUGCACUCUGGUAGCGAUUUGUUCGCUACCCUUUGGGAAGCCCAUCGGCUCGGCAUCGUGCCGCUCCAAACUAGACGUUUAUUUGAUUGCUGCUAGUUCGCUUCCUAAAGUGGAUCAGUGCUUUAGGUGUUCGUUAAUGUGCAUAGAUUCUGCAAGUUUGCGGAAAUGUGAUCCUUCAACGGUAGUGAUCGUGGACAGAGAGUUUUUUUUUCUGUUGUGUCGGGUGUAUUGGAAGGUUAUAUACCUUUGUGCUAGGUAUACAGUCUGUGAACAUUAAACACAUGUGCAGUGCAGUUUAAACUUUUUUUUUAACAAUAUUUAACCAGUUGCUCAUUCGGAUGUUAAUUCGUGAAAUUGAAUCUCAAGCACAGCUGAAAGGAAACUUAAUGGUGCAGUGAAAGUUGUGACUGACCUUGAGUGAGAGGUGUUUCUUGUUUGUGUCUACCGGAUAAACCACUAAAUAUUGUAAAAAGCGUUCCAGUUCCAGCUCUUUCCGAUUAAAUGUGAAGCACCUUGCUUGCUGAACGGGCAAGGCAAAACGCAAAUGGGUAGAAGGUGUGGCUACGUGAAUGCCAAUUUGUAACUCAAUCGGUCAGAUUAAACCGAUCGGAUGGCCAUAGAUAAACGGCACAAAGUGAACAACGGUCAAGUCAACUUUGAAUGGCACACGAACUGCGAAUAAUACGUAGAAGAUCGGUGUCCCACUUUGAUCUGUUGUGGAGAACUGAAUGUGGAACUAGUUAACGACUUUUUUGCCGAUUGAAUCGAGAAAACACGGCGUGCAAUCAGCAAAUCAACAUAAAUGGAUUAGCAGACGGUAGCCGAGUGAUUGUGUGACUUUAGUGUCGUCCUCCUACAUGCAAAUUGCAAACAUACUUGAUGCUCCGGAACCAUAUGUGGGUGAUAUGUGGCUAGUAGUGGUGUUAUAAAUUGUGCAAACAACAUUAAGUUACGAUAACUUCCUAGCUGGCUCGUCGUGUAAUCGCUGAACGUUGGACGGAAUUCCUGAUACAAUCGAUUGCUUGUAAAGUCAAACUGUUACGUGGAAGGCUGCAUGGUGUACUCCACGAGGCAAGCAUCUCCCAGCACCAAACCGUCGGCGUCCAUCGGAUCAGACUGAAAGCAAUAAUCGACUUCAACUAGAAAAUUUGAUGGCAUCGAAGCGUGUAAGCAUAUCCCGGAGCACUGACGCUGCUGGUCGGAAGCGAAACAACACGCUUGGGUGUGGAGCAUAGGCGGCACGCCGAGACUCGGGUAUCUGGUGCCUGCCAGAGUAGCGUGUGCCAACGAAGAAAGCAGGAAAAGCCAAAAUGGAGUGAAAUUACGUCGAGCAAAACAAACGAUGCAAAAGUUCCCGCAUUCAAUCAGUGCGGUAAUGAGAUUAUUCGAGACUUGACAGAAGAUCUUCAAGUCGAGCAGCUUUUCGGUGCUAACUAGCUGGCGGUAGACCUCAGAAUUAUUUGUAGAUCAUAAAUUUGAAGUGAUUCAAUAGCGAACCAACGGAGUGGAACACGUAAUAGGUUAUGGAUGUGGCGAAGAAAUACCUCAGUUAGCGAUGAGCCUAGUCAGAAUUGUGAAUUAUCUGAAACUGAAAAUCACUCAUCGCUCUUCGUGGCUAGGGCCGUCAAGAUAGAAUAAUUUAAUCGAAAUUUGUACCGGCUGGGUAGACAAUUGGUGAUCAGAUCAAGAUGGGAAACGUGAUAAGUAGUGGGAACGAAUCAACGCUUCCCCGAAGCCAAACGCAGUGCUAUAGUGAAUGUAACGGAAAACGGUUUUGUUACGACCAUGGGGCUACCAAUACGGGCUCCAGAAGUAACCGACAGAACACACAACAACAGCAGCAGCAGCAACAAAAUCCGGAAAACUCCAGAAUGUUGUUUUUGCUGUACUUAAUUCACCGGACCUGGAAUGUUGUAGUUGAUAGCGUCGAUCAAAAAGGCAAAAAGUCUCGCACCACAACCUCGGAAGACUCUGGAGCACCACGCAGCAACUACGAUGAAGCUUUCGAUACCGACGUAAACUUUACCGACCUGGAUGACGAUUCGAGCUUGUACGGUUCCCAAUACUCGUUCUGCAACUGUAGCUACUGCGAGGAGGAAGCCGACCGUAACCACUUCGACAAUGUGAGGGGCAACCGUUUCUCGUUUUGCGAUAGUGACAUAUCGUACUGCUCCUACCAGAUGGCACCGAGUGCCGGGAAAAGUCCUCCCGGAGGCACACAGAUAGGUCCUCCGGAUGUGAACGAAAUGACUCUCGGCUGGAAUUCUAACAUCAAGCAAGAGAACCAGCGUCCACCAGUAUUCAAUCCAGAGGACUAUGUAAUAUCACUGAAAAAGUACGGCCGACGGGGUACCAAUGGGAACUUCAAGUCCAUCUACGACACAACAUCCGGAGAAGAACCGAAGCUCGAAAAGCAACAGCAACUUCCUGACAACCGAUCUCACACGUUGCCACACAAAAACUCAGAGUACAGAUCACCCAUACCAGCACCCCCGGAAAUGGACAGUGAAAUGACACUGCGUCAGUUUGGCUCCGUAACAGAUCUGCUUACUAAAUUGAGAGCAGAUUUGCGUGCGUCUUUUCCCAGCUUUGUCCAAGAAUUUGUAUCCAGCCCGUUAGAUGGGGUCAGUUUACUGUUGGAAGUUCUCCGCGCCGUCCAACUGAGCCAAAGCAUGCCGAUUAAUGGUACCACCACUAUGCCAGCACCCGGAUCGAUGCCACGAACCAAUCAAUCAUACCAACGACGAGCCCUCCUUGAUGAACUUGCUUGCUUACAAUGUUUGAGUAUUUGCUGUACCAGAAGUCCUGAGGCUGGGGCUAGACUAGGAACUACUCCUAUUGGACUGCUGCCAUUGGCCGCUGCUGCAACUGGAACUGGUAUUCGAUCAAGGAUCGUGGCCCUUCAACUCUUGACGAUUGCUUGCGAUAAGUCCGCUCUUGGUGACGGAACUCAACGUAGUCAACAGCAAGGACAUACCGCUGUAUCGGAAGCUCUAUCAACACUGCGUCUUCGUUGCGCUGAGCCGGUUCGGUUUAGGUUGCUAGUAGGGAUGCUGAACAGUGGAGGUGGAUCUGGGGAACUGCAGGCAGUGGGUAUGAAAUUUGUAAACACUUUCUUGGAAAGCGCAGAAAGUGUGCAGGUUCGUCUUUACCUGCAAGCGGAACUUUAUCAGGCGGGAUUAGACCCAGCGCAAAUGUGCAAAGUUAUAUCAUCCACUUCACCAUGGUUAGAGCGACUCAGGGUGGAGGUGAAACGAUGGGAUGCCAUUCGUAUCGACAUCGAGCAGCUUCAAUGUCAAGCACGAUCGGCUGAACAAGUCCGCAGCCGAUUAGUCAUUCUCGAACGUAGAGUACAAAUUCUGCAUGAGGAGAAGACUGUUUUGACUACAAUGGAAAGGAGGCUUCAGGAACGAUGUGCUGAAUUGCAACGGGAAGUGCUCAGACUGAAGGGAACUCAUAGCCAGGAAGCAUCCAAUAGCUCGAGUUUGGAGAAACGACCGGUUGCACUGCCUCGACAAGUUCCACCGCAGGCAAAGAGAAAUACCUCUGAGAACGACGACGAAGGCAUAAGCAGUUCUGAAACUGGGCAAUCAUCUACCCCAGAACCUCCUCGUGUAUUCCCCACACAAGACGGGUCAACCACAAAUUCUCACAAGUUCAGUAUAGCUCUGAAUCAAGAAAAUGAAGUUCAGCCACAAGAUGUGAACAAUACCGAUGAUGAUACGAAUGCUACUAUUGAAGAUGUUAUUGAAGAAUUGCAAAACAUUGUCAAUGACGCAGAACGAGAAAUAUCUGAUCAAAACGAAGUGCUCUUUCAUCAAUUGGAUGAUAUGACUGAAAAGACUCUCUAUAGCUUAGAGAUAAACACAGAAAAUGAAAUCGUACCUGUUAAUCUUCUACCUCACCCGCCGCGAAAGUCCCGUUCAUUAGCACAUCUCAUUUCAACCCCUUCGGAUGGAGAAUCCGGAUAUGAUCUCCUUUUGGCGAACAACGACAACAAAAUGGACUUUUUCGAAGUAGAGGGCACUGGAAAGUCACAAAAGAAGCCUUACGCAGAUGAAACAUUUUAUCCCUCCGAAAUAACGCAAGAUCCAUCCCGACCUGAUGUUAUCCAUACAGCAACCGAGUCACAAGCUCUGCACAAAAGUCGUGCUUCGACCAAAGAUUCGAAUCGAGCCAUACUGAACGUGAUCAUGGAUGCGCGUGACAAAGAAACCCGUAUGCUGCGUGCGCAAUCUCUGGAACGGGAGGUUCCACAAAACCCCCCGCCACAGCAGUUCAACGGGGUGUUCUUCAUGACAGAUAUGAACAGCGCUGGAAAGUAUCCAAAGCCAGACAUUACCGCGGCGUUGGAGGCGAAAAAAGUGACCAAGAAUCUCGAUCGGAUGGGUGCUUACGGAGUAGACUCCAUGAUUGACAUCGUUAUGUCCAGCGAGCAAAAGGGAAAAUUAAAUGUACUUCAGAAGAUUCGAGUAAAUCAUCAACACCCCAUUGGCAGUGGCGGCACAAAUGGAAUCGCCGUUGGCGCGAAAAUGAGUACUGGCAAUAAUAAUUUUAAGUUACGAUCAACAAACGGGCCCCAGAUGCACUACCCAGGAAAUGGUUUACUGUUAAGGGAAAAUAGUCGUAGCCAAACAAAUUUGGGCUCUAAGGUAACUGAUCUUCCAUCUGGAUUGUACUGAUUUAUAGCAACAUCUGAAAGGAAUGAAAACGUUUUAAAAUAAUUUCUGUGCAAUAUUUAUUCUUUUACUGUGUAGAGUUUUAGCUAUAUUUUAACUCGUUCUUGCAGUUGAAUGAAAAUCCAAUUUCUGCACUUACAUUUUUGUUGUAUCAAACAAUCGUUUCGUGUAAAGUUUCCCUGUCCUGUUAGGCAUUAGAUGGUGAUGGACUAUUCUGACUAUCAUUAUAUUCUGAGGGAUGCUACUUCAUAAAACCGUGUUACAAUUCCAUAACUAAGAUGGUUAAACUAGUUAUUAAGAUGUGUAUUUUUUUUUACAGACAAAUGAAAUUGCUUAAUAAACAUAUUUUGCGAGUA
Molecule: messenger RNA, 5180 nt
Organism: Armigeres subalbatus
Lineage: Eukaryota; Metazoa; Arthropoda; Insecta; Diptera; Culicidae
Gene: mwh
Exons: 9
Coding region: 1834-4827 (997 amino acids)
Biological process (GO): cell migration; regulation of cell shape; cortical actin cytoskeleton organization
Cellular component (GO): cytosol
Molecular function (GO): actin filament binding; small GTPase binding
Source: RefSeq, a predicted model, not a curated record